Spea bombifrons (plains spadefoot toad) is the source of this 2102-nucleotide messenger RNA. It is a transcript of the gene CDC25B, whose product is annotated as cell division cycle 25B. The record is from RefSeq and is a predicted model, not a curated record. The transcript is spliced from 16 exons. Gene Ontology annotation, biological process: G2/M transition of mitotic cell cycle; protein dephosphorylation; positive regulation of G2/MI transition of meiotic cell cycle. Gene Ontology annotation, cellular component: cytoplasm; nucleus. Gene Ontology annotation, molecular function: protein tyrosine phosphatase activity. Lineage: Eukaryota; Metazoa; Chordata; Amphibia; Anura; Pelobatidae. Bases 328 to 2013 code for a protein of 561 amino acids.
UAUAAAUGCGCAGAGGGAGCUGCGGCCGGCAGACUCGGAGGGCUCGCGGGAGGCAGCUGCUUGUUGCCCCUGGUGACUUCUUCUCGGCCGGGGCUAUUAGUCAGGGAGCCUUAUGUAGGGUGCAGGAGAGAGAAUUCCCGCUGCGGCUGCUUGCAUUUACCCCCCUGAGCCCCCAGUAACUGCCCCGGACCCGCCGCCCCUGCUGCUUCUGCAUUUCUUUGCACUCCUUAAUUCUUUAUUUUAUUAUUUUUUGCACAUUUUUUAUUAAUUACAUUUUUGUAUUUUUUGGCAUUAUUCUUUUUUUUUGCGCCGGAUUUGCCCCCGAGGAUGGAGUUGGAGCACAUGCUGAAUGAUUUCAGCCCCCAGCAUGCACAAUCUGCCCCUCGGCCCUGCCAGCUCCCUGGACUAUCUUGUGCUCUGAGUGGGGCCCGGGGGCUCCUGGGGCCCGACCCCGGGGUAUUGUCCCCCGUCACCAGCCUGGCCUUCAACAUGAACAAUCUGACCGGCCUUGGGAGCCAAACCGAUACACCCAAAAGAAAAAUGGGGCUGGCGUUCCCGAGCAAGAUGUCGUCUCUGUCCCGGACGGCCUCCUCGGACUCCACCGACUCGGGCCUCUGCUUGGAUUCUCCGAGUCCGCUGGACCCGAGUGUCGCCCGCGAGACGUUCCAUAAAGCUAUUUUAGAAGCCGGAAUCCUGAGCAAUGAAUCCAAGCUGCCGAUCCGGAGAGUGUUUUCUCUGCCGGUGACUCUUCAAGGAGGCAGUCCUGCCUUACGAAGGUUUUCCCUCCCCGAUGACCUGGAAGCCCCCAGACCCCUCGCAGCCGCUAAAGACAAUAAGGAAAAUGAGAUAUUUACGUUUAAGAAGCCGUCUCGCCGGCCCUUCGCCUGUUUCAGACUUCGUGUCUUUGACGGCGGCGAUGAAAAGGACGUCUUUUCUGGCAGGCCUAUCUCUGCCCCCUCCCUCAUGUGUUACACCCCAGAGAAGAAAGGUCUCCACCUGGAGGACGAGAGCCCCAUUCGCCUGCGCAAGUCCUCGCUCACCUACUCCAUGUGCAACGACGACGAGGACGAUGGCUUCAUGGAGAUCAUGGACGAUGAGGAGGAAGCCAAGGGGGAGUCGGACGUCCCGUCGGGCAUGGAGAAUCUGCUCACGGCCCCCUUCGUGAAUAAAGAAGAUGCAAACGAUGCCGAUCUGGUGAUGAGAAGCAAAUGCCGCCGGCUCUUCCGCUCGCCCUCCAUGCCCAGCACGGUGAUCCGGCCUCUACUGAAACGCUGCGACCGGCCCGAGGACGGGGACACGCCGGUCAAGACCAAGAGACACAAGAUUCUGACGGCCGCCCCCCGCGACGAGGCUCCCGACAACCAACCGAAGAUGAAGCUCGGGAGGUCCAAGUCGCUGUGCGUCUCCACCGUCGAGCAGAUCUUAGACGGCGACACGAGAGACCUGAUCGGAGACUCCACCAAGACGUAUUUAUUGAAGACGGUAGAAGGGAAGCACCAAGAUCUGAAAUACAUCACUCCGGAAAUGAUGGAUGCCGUGCUGCGCGGCAGAUACAAGGAUACGAUAGAGCGCUGCGUGAUCGUGGACUGCAGAUACCCCUACGAGUACGAAGGGGGCCACAUCAAGGGUGCGGUGAAUCUACCCCUGGAGCAGGACAUCGAGGAGUUCUUGCUGAAGGAACCCAUCGUACCGUCCAGCGAGGACAAGAGAGUCAUCAUCAUCUUCCACUGCGAGUUCUCCUCCGAACGCGGGCCCAAGAUGUGCCGCUUCGUCCGAAAACAAGACCGGAACAAAAACGAAUACCCCAAACUCCACUACCCGGAGCUUUACGUCCUGAAAGGGGGCUACAAGGACUUCUUCCCGAGUUUCCAGUCCCACUGCGAGCCCCAGGCGUACCGACCCAUGCACCACGAGGAUUUCAAGGAGCAUCUGAGACUCUUCCGCUCCAAGAGCCGGACGUGGGCCGGGGACAGGAGCAAGCGGGAGAUGUACAGCCGCAUGAAACACCUGUAGGCGAGGAACGCGGGAGGACGGGCCAGGAAGAUCCCGCGUGGAGCCGCACGGAUCCGCUCAGGGGCCCCGGUGGGCGGCGGCCUGGCGGG